Molecule: messenger RNA, 159 nt
Organism: Entrophospora candida
Lineage: Eukaryota; Fungi; Glomeromycota; Glomeromycetes; Entrophosporales; Entrophosporaceae
Source: the annotation of a GenBank genome assembly
AUGAACAGCGAAAAGGAGGUAAUAAUUAACAAGGAGAAGAGACCAGGCGAUCAGGAGAAAGGCACAAAACGUCUAAGCAAGGAAACAACAGUCAAAAGAAAGGAAACGAAAUGCAGAGAGAAUAAGAGAACAAGACGAGAAACACAAAGAAGGGAGCAA